Messenger RNA from Cololabis saira (Pacific saury), 2226 nucleotides. RefSeq names its product GDP-L-fucose synthase-like. The coding region runs from base 56 to 1018 and encodes 320 amino acids. The transcript is spliced from 10 exons. Gene Ontology annotation, molecular function: GDP-L-fucose synthase activity. NCBI's taxonomy places the organism in Eukaryota, Metazoa, Chordata, Actinopteri, Beloniformes, Belonidae. The record is from RefSeq and is a predicted model, not a curated record. Gene Ontology annotation, biological process: nucleotide-sugar biosynthetic process.
CAUUUUCCACCUUGACACCGGUGUUUUACUUCCGGUCUGAACUCCGCUGAUUCCGAUGAGCCGUCAGGGUCCGAUGAAGGUUCUGGUGACGGGCGGGUCCGGCCUGGUGGGGACGGCCAUCCAGCAGGUGGUGAAAGAAGAGGGAAGGGAUGGAGAAGAAGAGUGGAUAUUCCUGUCGUCCAAAGACGCCGACCUCACGAACUGUGAGGAAACGCUAGCCGUGUUCCACAAACACCGGCCCACCCACGUCAUCCACCUGGCCGCCAUGGUGGGGGGUUUGUUCAAGAACAUGAAGUACAACCUGGACUUCUGGAGGAAGAACGUCUUCAUCAACGAUAACGUGCUGCAGGCGGCGCACGAGGUGGGAGUCGUCAAGGUGGUUUCCUGUCUGUCCACCUGCAUCUUCCCGGAUAAAACCUCCUACCCCAUCGACGAGACCAUGAUCCACGACGGCCCGCCGCACCAGUCCAACUUCGGCUACGCCUACGCCAAGAGGAUGAUCGACGUGCACAACAGGGCUUACUUCCAGCAGCACGGCCGCUGCUUCACGGCCGUGAUUCCCACCAACGUGUUCGGCCCCCACGACAACUUCAGCAUCGAGGACGGACACGUGCUGCCGGGCCUGAUCCACAAGGCCUACCUGGCUCAGAAGGAGGGGAAGCCCCUGACGGUCUGGGGGUCUGGUACCCCGAGGAGACAGUUCAUCUACUCCCUGGACCUGGCCCGGCUCUUCCUGUGGGUUCUGAGGGAAUACCCGGAGGUGGAUCCCAUUAUCCUGUCUGUCGGGGAGGAGGACGAGGUUUCCAUCAGAGAAGCAGCAGACGCCGUCGUGGAGUCUCUGGGAUUCACAGGGGAAGUGGUCUACGACACCAGCAAAGCAGACGGCCAGUUCAAGAAGACGGCUAGCAACGCCAAGCUGCACCGCUACCGUCCAGACUUCCAGUUCACGCCCUUCAGACAAGCUCUGAAAGAAACCUGCGAUUGGUUCGUUGCCAACUACGACUCGGCCCGGAAGUGAAGUCUCCGCUGGGCCCAAGUCUCUUUGUGAAGGUGGUGGAGGAACAAGACGGUGGUGGAGGAACAAGACGGCGGUGGAGGAGGAACAAGACGGCGGUGGAAAAUGGUGGAGGAACAAUACGGUGGUUCAUCUGCUCCGAAGAUGAAGGAAUCUCCUGGUUUAAACCUUGAAAUCACUGUUUGCUGAACAAAAACUGGUUUUAGACCGAGUCUCCAGUCGUGACCAGAGCUGGUGGACCAGAACCAUCUCAGCUGCUGGACCAGAGCUGGUGGACCAGAACCAUCUCAGCUGCUGGACCAGAGCUGGUGGACCAGAACCAUCUCAGCUGCUGGACCAGAGCUGGUGGACCAGAACCAUCUCAGCUGCUGGACCAGAGCUGGUGGACCAGAACCAGAACCAUCUCCUGCAGCUUCCCCUCCGACUGUAAUCUGUUACUAUUUGCCUUAAAUCAGGUGUCUGAGCAAAUUAAAACCCCAGUAAUCAAUAUUUCCUUUUCUAGACAGCUGAUAUGUUUGUUCUCUUGAUCCUCUGGUUAUAGAUAAUCAGAUUACAUGGUUAUCGACGUCAUUUAAACUUAUUUAAAACUAAAGCUGGUAUGUGCUGGUGCUUUGGGUUUUUCUACGAGGUCAAUGUUUUGGUCUGAAACAUCGUGGGUUCUGAACCUGGAGGAGAUGUGGGGAGUUGGUGAAGAAAUAAUUUAUUUAAAAACAACAAAUAACUUUACAAAUUAAGAGCUUGGUUAAAAAAAAGCAGUAAGUGCAUAAAAGCAAAGAUGAGGAAGUUUCUGCAGAGACGUCGGUGGAGGGACCAGGUCUCAGGUCCGGUCUAGUCCAGGCCCGGCCCGGGCUGGUGGACCCGGGCUAGUCCAGGCCCGGCCCGGGCUGGUGGACCCGGGCUAGUCCAGGCCCGGUGGACCCGGGCUAGUCCAGGCCCGGCCCGGGCUGGUGGAGCCGGCAGAACUCCUGGCCCAGAACCGCCCUCUUCUUGCAGGCCUUGCCGGUCUUGGUGAGGCCGUUGCAGAGCUGGCGGCCCGACAUGGAGCUGCAGACGAGACGGAGACGGUUUAGUCCUGGUUCUGGUUCAGGUCGGGACUGACGGGUUUAUUCAGACACGUUUACAGAAGGUUCUACUUUAACUGUGUGGUGUUUAACUCGUAUCACUGUCACUUUUAUACCUUUUCUUUCAAAUAAAACAAGUUUGUUCCUAAA